UGGUAAGGUAGUAAACAUACAGUGGUCAUCAAAUUGGUCGGCAAACACUGGACACGAGUAUGAGCGUUCAGUGAUCAUCAGUGAUUGACAUAUGCUAUACAUUGUGGCUGGUGUGUCAUUUUCAAUCAUUUUCUACUGAGGUGUUGCCAGGGAACAUCGUGCAGAAUAUGCAAAAUAGAUUGAUUAUCUAGGUUAAUCAUGGUGGACGAAUCAACGAAAAAGACGUUAAGUAGCAUUCCUCUGCUGAGUACAAAGGCCGGACCUCGUGAUAAAGAAUUAUGGGUUAACAGAUUGAAAGAAGAAUAUCAGGCUCUGAUAAAGUAUGUCCAGAACAACAAAGGGGCCGAUAAUGAUUGGUUUCGACUAGAAUCCAACAAGGAAGGAACACGAUGGUUUGGCAAAUGUUGGUACAUACACAAACUCCUCAAAUAUGAAUUUGACGUGGAGUUUGAUAUACCUAUUACCUAUCCUACAACAGCACCUGAAAUUGCUUUGCCAGAGUUGGAUGGAAAAACAGCAAAAAUGUAUAGAGGUGGAAAAAUCUGUUUGACUGACCAUUUCAAACCACUUUGGGCAAGGAAUGUACCCAAAUUUGGGAUAGCUCACGCAAUGGCUUUAGGGUUGGGUCCCUGGCUAGCUGUAGAAAUUCCGGAUCUUAUCGAAAAGGGUGUUAUUUCUUACAACGAUAAGGGAGAUGAAUGAUUUACUCCACGAUUGAUAUUGUGUAUACCUAUAUUGACAAUUCCUCAUAAAUAUAUGCAUGUUAACUGUGCCUUAUUGAUCGAAA
This is a messenger RNA of Athalia rosae (coleseed sawfly), 787 nucleotides long. RefSeq names its product ubiquitin-fold modifier-conjugating enzyme 1 (gene Ufc1). Gene Ontology annotation, biological process: protein K69-linked ufmylation. Gene Ontology annotation, cellular component: cytoplasm. The transcript is spliced from 4 exons. The record is from RefSeq and is a predicted model, not a curated record. Gene Ontology annotation, molecular function: UFM1 conjugating enzyme activity. Lineage: Eukaryota; Metazoa; Arthropoda; Insecta; Hymenoptera; Athaliidae. Bases 199 to 702 code for a protein of 167 amino acids.